Engraulis encrasicolus (European anchovy) is the source of this 4132-nucleotide messenger RNA. RefSeq names its product microtubule associated protein 4 like (gene map4l). The record is from RefSeq and is a predicted model, not a curated record. Gene Ontology annotation, cellular component: neuron projection. Gene Ontology annotation, molecular function: microtubule binding. The coding region runs from base 76 to 3756 and encodes 1226 amino acids. The transcript is spliced from 17 exons. Gene Ontology annotation, biological process: neuron projection development; microtubule cytoskeleton organization. NCBI's taxonomy places the organism in Eukaryota, Metazoa, Chordata, Actinopteri, Clupeiformes, Engraulidae.
GUACGAGAGGGCGGAUCUGAUUCUUUACAACGAUACCCACGACAGAUAACUGAUUUGUACAUCGCCAACGGGAGUAUGGACUUUAAUUUGUGUGACGCUGCGUUCGACGGGAAGCCAAAGGGGAGCUCAGAGUCACUGCUGAAGAGGGACUUUGUGGGCGAUCUGGAGGCCGAGGGUUUUGACGACAAAGUAGGCGAGACUGUUGGCAAGUCUGACUACCGUCCCCUUCUGGGGGGCAUGGAUGGGAAAAAGGAAGAGCCCAGCUUCAUGUCUGGGAUGCACAUGGGGGGGCUGAGGCCGGACCCCCAGGGAGAGAAGGGGCCCUGCCCCACUGGACCACCCAACUACAGCGCAGACUUUCUGUCAGGCCCAGUGUCAAUGAUGGGAAUGCCUGACCAGUGGUCAAGCCAGCAGAUCGGCUCCAAGACAAAGGACAACAGCAUGGAUUCGUUUAUGGGCUCCCCACAGACAGGAGUAGGCAUGAGCAUAAAUACAGGGUUCGGCAUGCCGCCUGUCCAGGCUGCCAAGCCCGCUGGCAUGGCCGAGCCGCCAAAGACCUCCCCUUUGUUUGGCUCAGAGCCGCCAAAGUCAACACAGAUGCCUGGCAAGCCCAAUGACUCCAACCCAUUCAAUGUCCAGGACAAUUCUGUAGUAUGGGGGAACCCCUGGGCAGGCGGUGAGGACAAGUUUGGCACGGCCCUGCCCCAUGCCCCCUCCACCGUUACCACGGGAACCGGUCACCAUGCCGACCAGAUGGAACACAGCCCCUCAGAACCCUCCACUCCCCAGGGUUCUCUGUCACAGGACCCUGCCUCUGGCGAGGACAAGAGCGAAGGAGGAGGAGGCGGAGGAGGAGGAGGAGGAGGAGGAGGCGGCGGUGGCAAGCAGCAGAAAAGGAAGAAGAAGAAGCGAAGGCACAGGGAGGAGGUGUACGACCUCCUGGAGAGCCUGGGCUCACCGGAGUCGGAGGAGGCCCCGGCCGAUGGCAACUCCUCACCCACCAGCGUGGACGAGGAGAGCUGGGAGAGCGAUAUACGCGGGAGGGGAGGUGACGGGGGAGGAAGGAUCAGAGCCAAGAAGAACAAAAGCAGGAAGAAGCUGCCGGAAGAGUGGGCCGCGCCCCAGGAGGGGGCAGGCGUGGGCAAGGCGUCUCCGCCUCCGUCCGACGCGAGCGCCCUGACCGGCACGGGCGUCCCCACAGCAAGCCUGGACAGCACCGCCAAGCCAGGUGCCCCCAGCCCCACGUCAGGUAGCCACGCCGGUGACUCGGCUGGCAAGAAGGACAAGGACCAGGCCUCCUUUGGUCUCCCUGGGACAGGUGCUUUCUCAGGUAACGAAGACAAGCAAACUGCACCCAUGCCCUCCCUCCCCGGUAGCAGCAGUGCUAGUAAAGAGGCUCCCUUAGAGGAUUUAGCCCCCGCAGUCCCCUCGUCUAGAGAGUCCCCAGCCCAUGCUCCCCUGGGGCCUCAGCCUUGUUCUCUGCCACCCUCGAAGCCUCCUCCCUGCUCCCCGCUGCUGGACCGGGACACCAGUCCAACCCGCAGCCCCACGUCCCACUCCUCCGUCAUGUUUCUGGACUCUGUCCUGCAGACCUUCUCCGACAGCAGCACCCCGUCCCAGCACACCCCGGUGACCACCUGUCCCUCCUCCUCACAGGCGACUCUUGAGGUCUUUAACUGUGCCGCGCUCACGGCCUCCUCCCCACUGUCUAGCGCCCCUCUCGCCCAUACCGGUAACCUCCCGGCCCCAGCCACCACCACCACCGCCAUCUCCAUCACCCCUCAACCCCUGUCAGACCCGAGCUCUCCCCAAGCGUCCCCCCCAGAGACAGGGCUGUUAGGCGCCGCUGUCUUCCUCCCAGAGUUCACUCACCCCUCCUUGCCUGCAGCCCCUGUUCCCGGCCCCGGCCCCGGCCCCGGCCUCGGCCUCGGCCCUGCCGUGAGCUCGAGCCUAAACCCAGCGGCCCCACCCUUCAUCCCAUCUUUCCCAGAGCGCCAGGACCCCUUGCCGGCAGAGCCCCCCCUACUGGAAGUGAAGGAAGACAAAGUGCUGAAACAAGAGAAAACGGAUCCCUUCAAGAAGAGCCCUGACACUUUCAACACAAUCGAGAAGAUGGACAAACCUGAAAAGAUGGAGAAGUUCGAUAACUUUGACAAAAAGGAAAAAGAUGCUGUGACUAAAAAGGAGGACAGUAUGUUCAAACAGGAGAAAGCAGACCAGUUAGGCAAGGACAGCUUCAACAUGCUCGAGAAGAUGGACAAGCCUGAGAAGGUGGAGAAGUUCGAUCACUUUGAGAAGAAGGAGCCAGAGGUGGCGCCUAAAAAGGUCGAAAACGCGGACAAAACUCAGAAGAACGAAAGCGUCAUCAAAGACGGGAAGCCGGAGGACAACAAGGCUGAGAAACAGGACAAGGCCGAGAAGCAACAAGACAACAAGGGGGAGAAACAAGACAAAAAGGUGGAGAAGCCAGACCAAAAGACUGAGAAGCAGGAGAAGAAGCCUGACAAACCAGAGCAGAAGACCGACAAACAGGACAACAAGGCAGGAAAGCCCAAGUCCCCAACCACUCCAACCAAUGGUAGCAAGGAUGUGACCAGUCCAGACAAGGCUAAGCAGGCGGCUGUAGGGCCACCUAAAUCAAGCGCACCCAAAACAAGACCAAACGGGCUGUCUACAGCAGACAGUGCUGAUAGCAAGGCCAAGCCUGCCGAUAAAAAAAGCCCAACACCCAAGGCCACCAGCCGAUCUAUGGGUGUGAAGCAAACAGCAUCGAGUGAGGCUAGACUGAAGGCGACAGAGAAUGGUACCGCACAGCGGCCAAAGGCCAAUGGUGGCCCCUCAUCUCGUCCCAAAAAUGGAACCCCUGCUAGUGCCCCCUCUACACGCCGCUCCUCAGCCACGAUGACUAACAGCAAACCAGGAGAGGCCAAGAAGCCCAGCACACCCAAGACGGCAGCAGCCCGGCCCAAGACAAGCCCAACCACCACCACUGACCCCAACUCAUCAGAGCCCAGCUCUCGUCGGACUCGCAUCACCAAGCCUCCUGUGCCCAAGCAGACGGUACCGGAGAAAAAGCCUCCAGUGCCGCGAGCACCCAGGAAGCCCAUUUCUGCACCUAUGCCUGACCUGAAGAAUGUCCGCUCCAAGAUUGGCUCAACGGACAACAUGAAGUACCAGCCAGGUGGCGGGAAGGUGUCGGCAGCCCAGGGCAGGAGUGAUGCUCUGGCAAAGGCCUCCCUCUCCAAAGAGAACAGCCAGAGCAAAGUUCAGAUAGUUCACAAAAAACUGGACUUCAGCCACGUCACCUCCCGCUGUGGCUCCAAGGACAAUAUCAAGCAUGUCCCUGGUGGAGGGAACCAGGUUAAGAUUCUCAACAAUAAGGUGGAUUUAAGCAAAGUGACCUCCAAGUGUGGCUCGAAGGACAACAUUAAGCACAAGCCAGGAGGUGGCGAUGUGAAGAUCGAAUCCCACAAGGUGAAUGUCAAGGCCAAGUCUAAAAUAGGAUCUAUGGACAAUGUCGGCCUUGAACCCGGAAAUGGCAAUGGCAAUGGCAAGGCUGAUGUGGCCAAGGAGAAGUCUGGAGAUAGCCCACCCGUCUCUGGUACUAGUCCUUCGCCUGUGCCAGCCAGCAUGGCUAAGGAGAACGGGGUGAAGGAUAGCGGCCCCAUGGCCAUGCCUGUGCCGUCUGUGGGGGAGGGGCUGGGGCUGCGGGACGCUCCGCAGGGCAUGGACAAGCACAUCACCGGGACAAAUUGAGUCUUAGCAGCGGAGCUAUGGCGGGAGCGCACUAGCUCACGUGGACCACAGCGCUAUCAUCUCCUGGCCCUCCCCUUCCCGAGUGGCAGCCUCCCCCGCCCCCCCCACACACCUACCCACUUAUGGAGCACCUCUCUCAGUGUCUCUCUGGGGUCCACCACCAACACAACACUCCUCCGAGUUCAACUGGCCCAGUGCAAACGAGGGGACCUAUCCACACACACACACACCUUCUCCCAUGUCACCUCAUCCUUAUGAUUAUUAUUGUUUUAUAAUGCGUAUGUUUAACAAGCAACAGAGCUGAUGUGAAUGAAGCAUUUCCAUCAGUAUACAGCACAUAUAAAGCCAGUACGUGCUCUCUCUCUCUCUCUCUCUC